Molecule: messenger RNA, 5508 nt
Organism: Microcebus murinus (gray mouse lemur)
Lineage: Eukaryota; Metazoa; Chordata; Mammalia; Primates; Cheirogaleidae
Source: RefSeq, a predicted model, not a curated record
GCCGGAAGUGUCCAUGUUCCCCUUGCAGUGGGGGAAGGAAUCAAACCCCCAAGAUGGCGGCGGCGUCGGAGGAGCGGAUGGCAGAGGAAGGAGGCGUCGGCCACGGCGACGGCGGCUCCUCUUCGGCCACCAGCUCUGCCCAGCGACAGCCCCCACCGCCCCCGCCCCAGCCCCUGCAGCCGGGGUCCCAGGCGCCCCCAACACCAGCGCUGGCUCUGGACCAGCUGCCUCAAAACAACACGCUGGUGGCGCUGCCCAUCGUAGCCAUCGAGAACAUCCUCAGCUUUAUGUCCUACGACGAAACUAGCCAGCUCCGCCUGGUUUGUAAAAGAAUGGACUUGGUCUGCCAGAGAAUGUUGAAUCAGGGAUUUCUGAAAGUAGAGAGAUACCAUAAUCUAUGUCAGAAACAAGUUAAAGCACAACUCCCAAGGAGAGAGUCAGAAAGGAGAAACCACUCAUUAGCUCGUCAUGCAGACAUUCUUGCUGCUGUUGAAACAAGGCUGUCAUUGUUAAAUAUGACUUUCAUGAAGUAUGUGGAUUCAAAUCUCUGUUGCUUCAUCCCAGGAAAGGUGAUUGAUGAGAUUUAUCGUGUGUUGAGGUAUGUCAAUUCUACCAGAGCCCCUCAGCGAGCUCAUGAAGUACUUCAAGAAUUAAGGGAUAUUUCUUCCAUGGCAAUGGAAUACUUUGAUGAAAAGAUUGUUCCAAUUCUAAAGAGGAAAUUACCUGGAUCAGAUGUGUCUGGAAGACUCAUGGGCUCUCCUCCAGUUCCAGGACCAUCUGCAGCCCUAACAACAAUGCAGCUCUUCUCCAAGCAAAACCCUUCAAGACAAGAGGUUACCAAACUCCAGCAACAGGUUAAAACAAAUGGUGCUGGCGUGACUGUUCUCAGGCGUGAAAUUUCUGAGCUUCGCACCAAAGUGCAAGAACAGCAGAAACAGCUUCAAGACCAAGAUCAGAAACUGCUAGAACAGACCCAGAUCAUAGGUGAACAGAACGCACGGUUGGCAGAGCUGGAACGCAAACUACGAGAAGUAAUGGAAAGUGCAGUGGGAGGAAACUCCUCAGGGUCUGGGCAGAAUGAGGAGUCUCCUCGGAAACGGAAAAAGGCCGUAGAAGCCAUAGACUCUCUAAGGAAAUCUAAACGUCUUCGAAAUAGAAAGUAAAUUGGAAUGUGGUUCUAGCUCCAGAGGAAGACAUGGCUUAGUGGCUUAAGCAGUUACGCAUUUAUCAGGAUACUGUGAGCAGCACGGUGUCCCCUAGGCUUCUAGGCUUUCAGAACACAAAACUUGAACUUUUACCAUUGGGACAUUCUUUUCCCGCUUCUCCUGGUUGAACUGAUGCACAGAAUCUUUUUACUUUGCAAUAGAUUUGUACUAACAAGACCUGUUCUAUCAUGUUUUGAGGAGUUAACUUUUUUCUGUGCAGAUAAUGUUUAAAGUAAGUUAAUUUGUUUCUGCAUAUAUGCACAUCACGUUAGGAUCUUAAACCCAGUCUUGACAGACUGGAUGUUAAGUUUAAUACAGAAAAUGUCCUGUUCACUUGAAAGAAAAGAUCUACUUUUUAAAUGGACACUAUCUUAUUUCUUUUCUUUUUAAAGUUGUCUUUUUUGUUAUAAGUGACCUUUGUCUGGAAUGUCUGAAGAGUAGUUAAUGCUUUUUGGUAUUGAAGUAAUGGGUAACUAAAACGGACUUCCAUAGUACUGACUGUAGAAGGAGCCUCCUACAGUAUUGACUAUAUAUUUUUAUAAACUACUGGCAAGGGACUUACCCAGUUGUUAUAUACAUGUUUUCAAUUCUCUUUUGGGGCCAUGUCCUACAUUUGCAUGGAUGGAUGCAUGCGUUGCCUAGUCAACUCACUUAAAAAGCUCUUGCACUGGUAUUGAUCUUGAACCUCUGUACUUCUCCACUUUUUACAGCAGCAUCUUAGUUUAUUUAAGCACUUAACAUCUUCCACCGCAACAGCUUGCCUCUAGAGGAGGAAUUGUCAGUCUGUUUGUCCUCCAGUUUUAUAGGAACAAGAGACUCUUUAAAGCCCAUUGCUUUAUCUAUUCUCUGUAGAGUUCAGGUACACUGGCUAAGGCUUCUAGAACCCCAAAUUCAAGGCUCUUCUUAUCAAUAGUGGACCUCUGGGAGCUAGUACUGUGCAUUACUCACCACUGUGUGUGCUCGUUGAUCACAUGUGAGUAAGUAGGGGACCCGACUUAUAGGAUGUAGUUUUGCCAUUGAAGGAAAAGUUCAUUGAAGAAAAUUGUACCAUGAAAAAAGCAUUUUGAUUAUUUCAUUUCUGGGGGAUGACCUGAAGAAAGCUUUUUAAUAUUAAUUUCAAGCUUUUCUUAUCCUACAACUUUAAACAAAAGCUUUAAUUUCAUUUGCACUCCUGUUUUGAGCUUGUAACUGGAAAAGCAUGUCUUGCACUGUCCAGCCUUCUGAGUGGUCACUUUAACAACCUCCAAAUGGUGUAGAGUGGUUACUUUCCCCAGCUGUGUAUUUUUUGAGACAUUUAACUAUCACUGUCCUAGUUUUAUUUUAAUGUACUAAAUUAUGUAGUUAUUUGACUGUUACUUUCUUUUAAACAACUGUUGCCAUGGGCUUCAGUUAUUUAAAGUAAAUUUAGGUAUAAUAGAGAAAAUUAUCCCUUUCCAGGUGGGAGUUUGACACCUGUAUUAAAACCUAAGGUUUUGGUAAGUACCUUAGUUAAAUAAAAGCACAAGGUUAUCACCUUUUUUAUCCGUCCAACGUGACAUGGUUAUGCAUCCUUUAGAUUAACCUCACCAAAUGAAACUUUUUUUUUUUAAUUUUUAACUUCUUUUAUUUUUUUUAUUUUUAUUUUUUUACACACCCACUGAACUAGUCCAGAGACAAAUGAAACUUUUUUCUAUCUGUUUUUAAUUAUUGUCCUUACAUAAUAUUGUCCUUAGGUUUUGAUCUAUGUCUAACUUUGAAAUUCCAUUUACAAUGUAGUGUGUUUUCAAUGAAAAACCAUAAAGUAACAUCCAAGUGUUUCAUGGUUUGUUGGGAAGGUAAUUUUAAAAUAAAACAAUUUCCAAAAAACAUUUGUCAGCCAAGGUCAUCCAUAAAAGUCCCUGUCUGGAACUCAUUUUCUCAGCAGUUCUCAUUUUUUUAAUCAUAGGAUUUAGCCAUAUUAUAAGUUUGGAGGAGGCCUACUGGAAUACCCAUGGCCUUUAAUAGUCUGCUUUUCUGGUAAUUAGGAAGACUUUUUUAAAAAGUAUCAAAGUAUAUGUUUACAGGUUUACAAACUAUGAUCCUUAUGCAUCAAAGGGAUAUAGCCUCAGAUUAUUCUUUAAUAGUUAAUGAAUUAUUAAGUUUCCUGAAUUUCUUUUUAAACUAUAUCUAGAUAUCCUAGAUGUAUGUAUAGUCUUCCACUAGUUAACAUGAGUAUAUGGCUUUCACAAAUAAGCAGUCACACUAUUAGAAGGUGGAUACUCUGUUCCAAAAUCCAAAUUUUUAUAGCAUAUGCUUAUAAUCACCUGUCCAUGAAGCUAAUGAGUUGCACUUGUUAAUACAUGAAUGUUCCAUAUAGUAGGAGAAUAAAGCACUACAGUUCAGUUGUUCAAGUCUUAAAUCUUAGACUAAAACAUGUUAGGAUAUUGUCUUCACCAUUAGGACAGUUAUUUGAGAGCUGUUCUGCUUGUUAAUGGAUAGCAUAUGGUAUUUAAGGCUUAACAAAUCACAAAUUAUUUUGAUCAGCUAAAACUGACAUAUGUACAGAAAAACUGUAAAUUAACCUCCUGAAAGAGCCAUCCUGCCCUGCAUUUUACAUGUUAUUUAAAUGCUGUGUGUUAAUAUUGUGUUGUUGUAAUGCAACAUUUCUUAAAGUAUUCCCAUUGUUUUCCUUGGCUGUUUUUCAGAGGAGACUUCUCUAUUUUAAUGGGUCAUUCCCACGUAUAAAUUUAUUGUGGUACAACACUACACACAUGGAUAAAAAUGUGAAAAGGCAUGUAUAAGAAAUGAAGAGGACUGGUCCCACACCCAACCCCAAGCGGAUCCUCUGCUUAUCUCUCACUUGGACUUGGCUUACUUGGUUUUCACAUAUUCUGAGGUUAUAGAACCUGUUUUUCAAAUUCCUCUUUUGAUGUACAGAGCCUAGAAAUAAUGGGGCAAACAAAAAUGUAUUCAGAAUAAUUAUACUGUUUUAAAGACUAUUGGGGUGCCAUCAGGUCUAAAGCCACUGGUUUUGGAAGUAACUUUUUUUUGUAAAACGUGUUUUUUGGAGUACUGAACUUUACAGGGGUUUGCCUUAAUCUCUAUUGAGUAGUUUCAAGUUGUAUGCGCUAUUACUCUACAUGUUAAAAUGUUAAAAUAUUCUAUGUAGCCCUAAAGGUGGGUAAAACAGAGUAUAAGUAAUGCCUAAAUAAAUAAGCUAAAAGGUGUCACUACAGCUGGAUUUUUGAGAGAAAAUGGACAUAUAAAAAUAGGCUAUGUGUAAUAAAAAUAAUGGCACCUUAAGAUUGCACUAUUUUAUGCAUUAUUUUAUAUGCCAUUUCAUAGCCUGCACUUUAAUCUCCAAAGAAACAAUGUGUGAUGUCCCAGUUGUUCCUUAUUAUUAAACUUUUUCUUAAGACAGGGCACUUAAUUCUAUUUUACUAUACUGAAUUAGUUUCUUAGAGGUGAAUUCCUUUUCUGAGUUCUCUAUUUCCUUAGCCAUAAUAUUUUCUAGGAUCUGGGAACUCCCUAUCUUAUCUAUUUCUAACGGCAUAAGACUUUAAUUUAAUGUAAUAUAAAUCUCAUACUUGGUGAUUAGCACAUUCUUAUAUCCUGCUCUAGCAAUGAGUACCCAUUUAUUAUCCUUAUCAAACUCUCUAAAAAUGUAUGCUGUGAGUAAGAUUUGAAGCCAGGAAUAAAAAGCAUUCAGAAAGGAAACGUCCUGUAUGAUACAGUCUCUUGGAAAUGGCUGAUUCUGACAAGAAACCCAAUUUGAUAUUCUGUCCAAUUCUUUGAUUUGGGAUCUAUCUAGACUGCUUUAGUAUACAAAAGGUUAAGUUAAAAUUAUUUUAAACUUCGAUAGCCUGCCAUAUGAGGUGAAUUUUCAAAAAAUACUAAAUCUAUAAAAUGAAACUAGCAAUUGAUUGCUGCCGACCUUGGUUUUAAUUUUAAUAGUAAUACAGUUGUAUUGGUGAUAAAUAUGACAGACUUAAGUAAUGUUCUUUUUGCAGAUUCCCAAGAAUCUUGGUUAAAUUUCUAAAGUUCAGAAACCCAAAUUUUUUCAAUUGUGUCUGAAAAGAACCAUGAGAUUUAGAACCAUACUGGUAAUCUAUUAGGUCCAUUGCCAAAGUAUACUGGUCCAUAUUCAAAGCUAUACCAAAAGGUUAGAAGUGUUUAAAAUUCCUUUAUGUGGUACCAUGUCUGUUUACCUGUGCUUAUGAGCAACGAUAAAUUAUUAGUUUACCUUCUGGAAUUUUAAUUGUUAUAACCUAAUCAAUCAUUGGAAAGUGAAAAUCACCUCCCAGUCACACAACAGGGUACAUAAAUAAAUGUGUUGUUACCAGUG